UUUGAUAAUGCUUUUGAGGGGGUAUGUAGCUUAUACGAUAUGGGGGCGAUAAAAACUGAUAAAGAAAAACCGCUUACUUCAAAUCAGAUUAAAAAUAAUGUAAAUGCCUUGAAGAGGAAACUUGGAAAUGAUACUUCCCCACUAUAUCUGCGUUUACAUUCUGAUGUUAAUAAGAUCUCUAUCCGUGAAUUAACUUGGAAGGACCCCUUGGCUAGCCAAGUUAUUAGUGACGAGUCAAACAUUGUACAACAAUUACCUACGAAUUUAAAAAAAGCAUUUAUGAAACCAGCUCGAUUGAUGAAACCUACGCUUAUGCCAAGAGUUAAAGAAAUUUGCAGAGAAUUUGUAUCAAAUUUUUCUAGCCGUAAUUAUUUGAAUAGAUUUCCGGAAAAGUUGAUUCAUGAUGGAACGUGGAAAGAACCCGAAGAAAAAAUUGUGGGUGUUGUAAAGGAAAUUUUUAACGCUCUGGAAGAUAUUUGGAACAAUCCAGCUCUUGAUCCUGAAGUAUCUAAGUCAUUAAAUGAAGGAACUUACCAGUCUACAGUUAUUGUACUAACCAUUCGAGCAGUAUUAAAAAAUCUUCCUUUUAGUGUAGCUUCGUUUAUCAGUACCUCGGAAAGACAGAGCAUCGCCAGUGCAGAUAGGAAAGGAGAUGGGAAAAUGGGAAGACGUCCAGAUAUCAUGUUUGUGGAGAAAUAUUUGGACGUGUUCUUUGAACUUAUGUACGCCGAAUGCUCACGAUUAUUUUGUACUGAACAGAAAAAGAUGGAUGAUAAUGUUAAGCUAUGGAGAGAGGUUAAUGAUGGGGUUUACUGGACCCGGAAAACUCUCAAUCCGGAUAAAGGUCAAUUCGGGAUAGUGGGAGUGCAAAUAGCAGGAAAUAUAUUACAUUUGAACGUUCUUAUCAGGGAUAAGGUUAGUGUUAAUAGAUAUUAUCAUAUAGAAUCGGCUGAAAUACCCGUGCAACCAUCGGAUGAAAAUAUCGUAGCAAAAUUUGUGGAAACUCUUUUACUUUUACGAAAUAUAUUAAUUGUAAAUAUAUCCCUGCUACAUCAUGCGUCGAUGAAUACAUCAGAAAGACAGAAAGAAAAUAGUACAACUGUAGAUUCUGAAUAA
Molecule: messenger RNA, 1116 nt
Organism: Entrophospora candida
Lineage: Eukaryota; Fungi; Glomeromycota; Glomeromycetes; Entrophosporales; Entrophosporaceae
Source: the annotation of a GenBank genome assembly